AUGACGUCGCGUGCUGAUGACGUGAUGGCCAGGCACCACCCGGAUCUGAUCUUCUGCCGCAAGCAGGCAGGCGUGGCUAUUGGAAGACUGUGUGAAAAAUGUGAUGGCAAAUGCGUGAUCUGUGACUCGUACGUGCGGCCCUGUACACUUGUCCGCAUCUGUGAUGAGUGCAAUUAUGGCUCAUACCAAGGGCGCUGUGUGAUCUGCGGGGGCCCUGGGGUUUCCGAUGCCUACUACUGCAAGGAGUGCACUAUCCAGGAGAAGGAUCGGGAUGGCUGCCCUAAGAUCGUCAAUCUGGGUAGUUCCAAGACAGAUCUCUUUUAUGAACGCAAGAAAUAUGGCUUCAAGAAGAGGUGACCCUACCAGCAUCCUACUGUGUCUACUGUAGGGUUGGGGAGGGAGUCUUAAAAGCAUCUGUUGACUUCACUGUUACUGAGAACCAGUUAAUUCUUAUGCUAAGGCCUUGUGGAUUAAAUUGUGUGAGGGGUGAGAGGAGAAGGAUCAAACUGAGUGGGGGCUGGAACCUUAUCGUAGCUGCUGGCAGCAACGGUCUGGUGACUGUCUCUUGCCUUAUUUUGAGCAUGGACAAUAUCUACUACACCUGUCUGCAGAAAGGCUGGUGGAGAACGCUUAUGCCAUGAGCGUCAGCUACAUAUUGAGAGGGCAUCACUCUUGUACACCUCGCUCCCUUUCUGGCAUUGAAGAGUCACCAGCCUUUCUCCUUUCUGUGCCUCCCACCCCCCUCAGUUGGUAGCAUUGUUCUUCUUCUGCCCCCAUCACUCCAGUAUGCUGAGGAACAAGUUUUAUGUGAGUAACCUCCGCCCUGACUCCACGAUGCACUGCUUUGUAGGAAACCAGCCUUCCUGGCUGCUAGCCUGCUAGUAAGAGCACAGUGGAUACAGGUUGUGUUUUCUCAGGCAGAUUAAUCCAAGGCCCUUUCUGUAACUGGUUCUGCAGAGUGUGCAUCAAUAAAGAGCUGUUUUGUCAUAAAAA
Messenger RNA from Alligator sinensis (Chinese alligator), 993 nucleotides. It is a transcript of the gene PHF5A, whose product is annotated as PHD finger protein 5A. Lineage: Eukaryota; Metazoa; Chordata; Crocodylia; Alligatoridae. Bases 1 to 357 code for a protein of 118 amino acids. The record is from RefSeq and is a predicted model, not a curated record. Gene Ontology annotation, biological process: mRNA splicing, via spliceosome. Gene Ontology annotation, cellular component: U2 snRNP; catalytic step 2 spliceosome; U12-type spliceosomal complex. The transcript has 5 exons.